AUGAGCUCUCGAAACCCAAAACGUAAACCCUUAUCCCGCAAAGAGAAACGUGAACAAGAGUUUAAUGAAAUAAAUAAUUUGGAAGCUAAAUGUGAAGAAUUGUCACUCAAUGACAAGGAAUUCGUAAAGUUCUACGAACUUCCGUUAUCUUCAAAAACGCUAAAAGGGCUCAACAGCGCACAUUAUGUAGAAAUGACCGAGAUUCAACGAAAAGCAUUGCCAGUUGCCUUGAAUGGAUGUGAUGUUUUAGGUGCAGCCAAAACUGGAAGUGGGAAAACCUUGGCAUUUUUGAUUCCCCUUAUCGAAUUGCUCUAUCGAAAAAAAUGGACACAAUUCGAUGGACUAGGCGCCCUCGUCAUUGCGCCAACAAGAGAACUAGCUGUCCAAAUAUUCGAAGUUCUUCGAACUAUUGGUCUACAGCAUUCAUUAUCUGCUGGUCUUGUAAUUGGCGGAAAAAAUGUAAACAUCGAGCAAGAGCGUAUCAAUCGAAUGAACAUUCUCAUAUGCACCCCAGGACGAUUGUUACAGCACAUGGAUCAAACUGUAGGAUUUGAUUGCAGUGACUUACAAAUGCUAGUAUUGGACGAGGCGGAUCGUAUUCUCGAUUUAGGUUUUGAAAAAACUGUGAACGCUAUAAUAGGGAAUUUGCCAAAACAGAGACAGACUCUUCUGUUUUCAGCGACUCAAACAAAAUCUAUUAAAGAUUUAGCAAGAUUGAGCUUAAAGAAUCCGAAUUAUGUUGCGGUGCACGAAAAAUCGAAGCAUAGCACUCCACAACGUCUCACGCAACAUUAUAUAAUAUGUCCAUUACCACAAAAACUCGACUACUUAUUCUCGUUCAUUAAAUCCCAUCUAAAAAUAAAAGCUUUGGUGUUCUUGUCGAGUUGUAAACAAGUCAGAUUCGUUUUCGAAACAUUCUGCAAAAUGCAUCCAGGCGUCCCAUUACUACAUCUCCACGGAAAGCAAAAACAAACAAAAAGAGUCGAAAUAUUUAAUAAAUUUUCAACCAUAAAAUGCGCAUUUUUAUUCGCUACUGAUAUAGCUGCAAGAGGAUUAGAUUUCCCGGCGGUAGAUUGGGUGAUUCAGUUUGAUGCACCCGAGGAUGCAGAAACCUAUAUUCAUAGAGUAGGUCGUACGGCAAGAUAUGAAGCCUCGGGACAAGGAUUAUUAAUGUUAUUGCCAUCCGAAGAAGAAGCCAUGAUUGAAGCAUUGGAAACAAAGAAAGUUCCGAUAGAGAAAAUCAAUGUGAAGUCGAGUAAAAUUAUUAAUAUACAAAACCAAUUGCAGGCUUUAUGUUUUCGCGAUCCGGAAAUCAAAUAUUUAGGACAAAAGGCAUUUAAGUCGUAUAUGAGAUCUGUUUAUCUACAAAAGAAUAAAUUAAUUUUCAAGGUUGAUGAAUUGCCUGCAGAGAAAUAUGCCGAAUCCCUUGGUCUUCCUGGUACUCCAAAAAUAAAAUUUAUAAAGAAAUCCGAAGCAAAGAAUGCAACACGACAAAAACCCAACCAAGUUUCAGAAUCCGAGCGAGCAACAGAUGAAGAGGAUAGUAUUAAUGAUGGUGAUGCAACUCUCGCAUCUAAUUCAGAAAAUGACGAUCAAGUAUCGACCAAAGAAGCUGAGCAAAAUAAACAAAGCAAAAAUAAACCAAAAACCAAAAUUGAAAAGUUGUUCAGUAGGAAAAAUAGAACUGUGUUAUCAGAACACUAUCAAAAACUUGUUGAUCAUGAAGGCGAUAAAAUUGGUAUUGAUGACUCUGAAGAUGGUAAUUUAUUGAAUCUCAAGCGGAUUGAUCAUGAAUUGCCAGAUGAGACAGAACAAAAGACUGGUGAACCGAUCUCGAAACGAAAAUUAUUAAAAGCUACAUCUAAAAAACUAUGGGCUAAAGAUUCAAUAAAAGGUCAGAAGCUAAUAUAUGAUGAUGAAGGCAAUCCUCACCAAGUUUACGAACUUCAAGACGAACGAGAAUUUUUAGCGGCGGGUGCUCCAGUUGUGCAAAAACAAGCAUUUGUCAAAAAAGAAUUGUCAGCAAUGAAGAAUCAAGAUGCGAUCGAUAAGAUGAUAGCAAAGGAAAAACGUAGGCAAAAAAGAUUAAAAUAUAAGGCUAAAUUGAAAGCAGAAAUGGAAGCACAGGAUCUUGGUCCUGAAACCAAUAUAUUGGUUACUCCUCAAAGCGAAGACAACGAAUAUCAAGAGAGCCAAGAGGAAGAAAUAUAUUUUAAUGAUAAAAAGAGAAAUAAACGGAAUAUGGAGUCCUUACAUUCGGGUAGAGAGACUUCUGAUCAGGAAGAGGCCGACGGAAAGAAAGUGCGUGAUAAUAAGAGACCAAAAAUUUUGGAAGUUGAGGAACCAGAAACUUUAGAAGAUCAUGAAAAACUAGCUUUGCAGUUAUUAAAUGGACUAUAG
Ambispora gerdemannii is the source of this 2400-nucleotide messenger RNA. The record is from the annotation of a GenBank genome assembly. Lineage: Eukaryota; Fungi; Glomeromycota; Glomeromycetes; Archaeosporales; Ambisporaceae.